This is a messenger RNA of Odocoileus virginianus texanus, 1331 nucleotides long. The record is from RefSeq and is a predicted model, not a curated record. Lineage: Eukaryota; Metazoa; Chordata; Mammalia; Artiodactyla; Cervidae.
AGAAUUCCUAUGAACAGUCUGACUGGGUUGCUCAUUUAUUACUGUUUAUAUUGAAGUUUGUACACUAAAAGCCACCUUUCUAAGCACUCUGAGCUUUUUGUUUCUCUCUUCAUACCAGUCUGUCCUUCUUGUCCCUCAAACACUUGUCAUAAAAAUUUCUAAGGCUGGUAUGCUGGUGGAAUACUUCUUCCUAAAGUUUACAUCUAGUUCAUCAGGUUUUAGCAUGAGAUUUUAAUAUGAUUGGAACUAGUUUAACAAUUUUUAUAGUUUUGCCUUUUUAUUUAAUAAUAUUUAUAUUAAAAAGUACAGAAGAGAGUAACCUUGCCCUAAGAACUUUUAAUCUAUGAUUCAAUUUGAGGAGACAAAACAGAUUAAUAACAUGAGACCUUAGAUGCUUACAUGCCAAGUGGCAGUGUCAAUACAUGGACCAAGAAGGUCCCAAGAUCCCAAACAACAAAUUGAAUUUUCGUGCAGUCUCCAAUGGAUAUGAACUAGGGAAGCCAAGUGAAGUGUGAAAAUUGGCCCUGAAAAUAUGGCACCUCCUGAGAGAAAUAAGCAGAUCAUAGUGCUGGGCCUGGAUGGGGCAGGAAAGACCAGUAUUCUCCACUUUCUUGCUUUAAACCGAGUCCAGCGCAGUGUGGCCCCCACCCAAGGUUUCAAUGCAGUGUGCAUCAGCACCCAGGACCACCAGAUGGAGUUCCUGGAGAUUGGCGGCAGCGAACCUUUCCGUUGCUAUUGGGAAAUGUACCUGUCCAAGGGCUUGCUGCUGGUAUUUGUGGUGGAUUCAGCAGAUCACAAAAGAUUACCUGAAGCCAAGAAAUACCUUCAUCAACUAAUUGGAACAAACCCAGUCCUUCCUCUGGUUGUGUUUGCAAACAAACAGGAUCUUGAAGCAGCCUAUCACAUUACAGAUAUCCAUGAAGCUCUGGCAUUAUCUGAGGUGGGAAAUGACAGGAAGAUGUUCUUGUUCGGAACCCAGGUGACUGAGAGCGGCUCAGAGAUACCUUCCAUCAUGCAGGAUGCCAGAGACCUAAUUGCACAGCUGGCUGCAGACACGAGUGACCAGGUGUAGCCCCCGCGAGACUCGCGAUCUGGAUGCCACCAGGGGACGCGACACGGCAGGCUGGAAGCCAAAAUUUCCACUUUCAAAUAAAAAAUAAGCCAUCUCCUAUUUUCUCAAUGCACGACACAUAUACACAUAUAAGAAACUGUUAAUUGAUUAAAAGGAUCUCUAUUUAGAUUUUGAACUUUAAAAGUAUUGGUAAACAAUGUAUUUCGAGGGAUUUGGAUUUUUAAUCAACAAAAUUAAAGUGGAAAUUAGCAAGCAUUCA